GUUCGUGAGCUCGUGUCUCAACUCAACUCCCUUCGGCACAUUUGGAGUACAGGAGGACACACCCGAAACCGCUGCGGACUCUCUUUGGAAAAGCGCGAGGUGAAAACACGAGCCGAGAUGACCUCAUUCGUGUGGAUCGUGGUUCUGGCCAGUCUGGUGGCAACUCAUGCCCAAGAGCUGGAUCUAUUAGAUGCCUUAGGUGAUGAUGACACGCCCACAGAGAAGCCAAAGGUGCCCGUGGUGCCCGAACCAGAAGCACCCAAAAACCCAGAGAUGGAUCUAUUAGAUGCCUUAGGUGAUGAUGGUGGACUUGAAGGAUUUGAUUUGUCAGAUGCGCUGGGUCCAGACCCUAAGCCAGACAAGCCUGCUGUGGUGCCCCCUAAAGAAGAAGGAACCGGCGGAGAUACAGGUGGAUUUGACCUCAAUGACGCCUUUGGAGAGGCAGACAACACUCCAGCUGACCCCAAGAAACCAGACCCAGGCACCGGUGGAGGAGAUGGAGGAUUUGAUUUAGGAGAUGCACUAGGUGGUCCAGACCCUGAACCAGAGAAGCCUGCUGUGGUUCCCCCUAAAGAUGGAGGCACAGGGGGCGGAGACUUCGGCCUUGAUGACCUGAGCGAUGUUGCCGGGGGAAACGACUACAAGCCAGAAGGAGGCAAAGGAGGAGGAAGAGCAGCUGAUUCCGGCUACAAUGAUAAUCCUAGUGACCAUCCUCACGACCAGCCUGCAGAGGCGAACCAGGGCCCGAUGGCGGGCAUCCUGAGUGCGGUGGGCGUGGCUAUCUUGGGCGCAGCCUCCAGCUACUUCGCCUACCAGAAGAAGAAACUCUGCUUCAAAAUACAAGGAGGCCAAGACCCAGAGAGUGGAAAAACUCACCAGGGUACUGAGUCUGAACCACAAGUUCUCAGUAACCUCCUGAGGACCUCCUAGUUCUGGAGCUUGAACGUUGACCCCUGAGAGUCACCUGUGACCCCUAGGAUCCACCUGUGACCCCUAGCGUCUGCCACCUCCCCUCUGCUCCGCUCCGCUCCGUAUGGGGGUUGAAGAUCUCUGCACGAGCUCUUGGGUCCUGUACUGACCAGCUGCUUCAGGAGUAAUGCAGGUCCCUGUUUCUCAACAGUGUUGUUGCUAACUAGUUAGCAACUUAGUAAGUUGCCUAUGGGAAAUUGCAUUGCAACCAAGUAAGUUGCUAA
Messenger RNA from Engraulis encrasicolus (European anchovy), 1193 nucleotides. It is a transcript of the gene cd99, whose product is annotated as CD99 molecule. NCBI's taxonomy places the organism in Eukaryota, Metazoa, Chordata, Actinopteri, Clupeiformes, Engraulidae. Gene Ontology annotation, cellular component: plasma membrane. Gene Ontology annotation, biological process: T cell extravasation; positive regulation of neutrophil extravasation; homotypic cell-cell adhesion. The record is from RefSeq and is a predicted model, not a curated record. The transcript has 17 exons. Bases 118 to 930 code for a protein of 270 amino acids.